Pygocentrus nattereri (red-bellied piranha) is the source of this 3319-nucleotide messenger RNA. RefSeq names its product RPA1 related single stranded DNA binding protein (gene radx). The record is from RefSeq and is a predicted model, not a curated record. Gene Ontology annotation, biological process: regulation of DNA repair. The transcript has 16 exons. Gene Ontology annotation, cellular component: replication fork. Lineage: Eukaryota; Metazoa; Chordata; Actinopteri; Characiformes; Serrasalmidae. The coding region runs from base 293 to 2863 and encodes 856 amino acids. Gene Ontology annotation, molecular function: single-stranded DNA binding.
CGCAGGCGUUUCAUACGCGAAGAAGAGACGAAUCUUCCCCGCCAUCCCAGCUCAGUUAGCUUAGCCGGUUUGUUUACGUUUGUGUUCUCGUUUAAAAUCCAGCAGUAAAGCCGCGGACUUUAACUUCCACCGCGUGGAUUAAAACCCUUAUACCCCACAGUGCGGUUACCCGCUCGGAGCUGUGCUGUGUCAGCAGGCAGUGUUAGCAGCGUUAGCCCGCCGGCUACCAGCAGCCUCGGAGCGAGUCCGCUGCUCUGCUUACUCGGGUUUGUUGUGGUCAGUAAUGGCCUGAAUGGCAGAGGGCAGUGAAACAGCUGGAGCCGGGCUGCAGGAUGCUCUGGAGCGGCUCUGCUCCUCCAGGACCCUCCGCCUCAAACCCGAGACCCCCGUCUGUGUGGCUGUGAUUGGGCUUGACAGGUAUUUGUCUGAUGAGAGAGUGACAGACGGCUACAGCUACGACGUGACGGUAACCGACGGCAGGUGGAGAGUGAAGUGUCACCUCAGCUCUGCUCUUCAUCCUCUGGUCCAGAGCAACGCGCUGCGCUGCGGCUCCUGCGUUUCAGUCACACAGUUGUCGUUUGUGUACGACGAGAGGCGGGUCGGCCAAAGCUACGUGUGUUUAGAGGAGCUGGAAUGCGGAGGCGAGGAUGCUGGUAUUCUCUCGUCCAUUAAAACCCUGAAUGCCCUUCGGUGGUGGACGCGGGACGAGAUCGGAAACUCGAUGCUUUGGCACGCAGACGCUCCUCUGCAGAGCGGCAGGAAACAUUAUUUAUCAUUAUGGAAUAACGAAGAUCCUCACGGCGGAGUGUGGAUUCCUAGUACUCCUCCACCAGACACGGUGAUAGACGUGUCUAAAAUCUGUCUGCUGGGUGACCUUGACGUGUUCUUUGCGAGUUCCAGACGUCCUCUCCCUCUGCUGGUCAGGGUGCUGCACAGAUCCCGGUUACGGUACUACGGGAAACCUGGACAGAACAUAGACUUCCCAUUUCAGGCUUAUUUUGAGGUGGCGGAUCAGAGCGGGGUGAUGUCCAUGGUGCUGUGGAACGAUCUGUGUCCAGAGUGGUACCACAGGCUGGUGGUGGGCUCAGUUGUGUAUCUGCAGCACUACUCACUGAAGAAGAGCUACCAGAACCGCUCUAGACCCCAGAUCAGCUCGCUGCCCCUCCUCAGCUUCACCAACACAGAGAUCUGCUUGAACCCUCGUAGCCCUUCAGCCAUCAUCACUGUGAUUCCUCCUAAAGGUGUCCAGCCUCAGUGGAGCUUACCUGACAUCACCUAUAACUUCUCUACCAGGCAUGAAAUAGAGAGUCUCAGCAGUAACCAGGCCUGUGACGUCAUCGGACUGGUGACCUAUGUCGGGCGUGUCGAACGAAUCCGAAACAGAAAUUCCAUUCCUGAGAAAUUCUGGACGUACCGCUGGGUCCACGCUGUGGAUGGCACUUCAGGCUCCCCCUUUAUACUGGAGAUUUUUGCCUCCUCGCAGCCGGACAUCUUCAACAACAUCUGUCCCAUGACGUACCUGGUGUGUACUCAGAUGAGAGUGUGCAGAGAGGCUUGCUGCUCAGUUUAUUUGACCAGCAGCACUGAGACUCAGCUCUUCAUCACAGGCUGUCACAAGAAGCAGCCGUACGUGUCCGACCCGAAAGUGAAGGCCUUCAUCCAGUGGACCAAGACCCUAAAGGACAGUGUUAUACUGAGGAAGACUGCAGUGGGGGGGCAUUACUGUUAUCCUCCUCCCUCACCCACCUUCACACCACACACCACCACUGCCAACACCACAGCCACUGCAGGUCAGGGAGCCUCUCUGCCGUUAAUGGCAGUAGCCGACCUGCAGGGGGAGAUAGAGAGUUUGCAGUAUCGAGAGUGCAGGAGGUUCGCUAUUCAGGGCCACAUCACUGCAGUGCGUUACCACCACUGGCCACAGAAGGCGCUCCAGUCUGGAGUUACUGCAGAGCAGAACGCACCACAAAGGAUCCAGCAGUUAGAAGGUGGAUCAGUGGCUGCGUCUGGAGGAUCUGCUCCAUCCUCUAGUACAGGCAACAUGGAACAGAGCGAGAGACCCUCAGCGGCGCCCCCUAGUGACAGCACAUCUUCUCCAAAACGCAGGAGAAUUGAUCAGGGAUCAAAGGCACUGCAGGGGUCAUACUGGACCAGAGCGAAGGUGCAGUCAGAAAGACAGAUGAAGCUGCUGGAGGAGGAGGAGGAGGGAGGUGAAGAAGGAGAGUCGAACCAAACGACAUGGACAGCACAGUCACCACACAUAACAGACAACAGUGAGACAGGAAGCGUUCCUGACUCCCAACCACCCAUAGUUCAACCCAGUGCAUCAUGGGAAAGCAGCAUGUGGCCGUUACUGAAACAGGAUGUGACGACUUGCAUUAGCUGUGGCUCUUUGGAUCCGGAGAGCGUUCCAGAAAGAUUCCGCUUUGACGACCGAGAUGUGCUUCUUCAUAGGAUCAACCUCAGCCCUUCGAGAUGGACUCCAGAUGUUCCACUAAGCACAUCCUCAGAGACGCACACUCCUGUGGACUGUGCGGGAUACCUCACACUCACAGUGCUGGGGCUGAAUCAGCAGGCUGCAGUGGACGUUCUCUUCAUACCUGUGUUUUCCCCUGAAGAUCCCAGAGGUGUCGGAAUGCCCGCCCGUGUCCAUGACAACACGCUGAUGUCAUGUCUUUCCUCAGGUCACAUGUGUGUGCAGGCCGACGGCACACACCUUUCAGCAGAGGCGUUAAUGAGCUCGGCCCCGGCUUUAGAGGAGGAGAGGCUGGUGUGUGUGUUGGACGUGUGUCUGUUGGGUCAGAACAAGGUCGAAAUCAUGUGCUCUAAAAUCUACAGGACGGCAGACAUCACACCUGUGUAGCGCUUACACACACAGGGCCAUUCGCCUACUAUUCAUGUAUUUUUCACUGCCACAAACUAAAAGGGUUUAAAUGAGUUUAUUAAUGGUUAUUAAUUGGGUAAUAAAGACAUAACAUUCUUAAAUAUGCAGUUACAACACAUAAAAAGGGCAGCAGUGAGCUGCUGCUUGUCUAGUAGUGAAGCCCCAUUAAUUUAUAUUGUUAAACCUCAGAUUUUGAAGUCGGCAUUAAACUCAUCAUUAAACUUCAUCAUCUAUAUUCAUCAGAUAUAACAGCUCACCUUUGCCCUUUCAUUAAUGUUAUAACUGUUUAUUCAUGAUUUUAUGACCUAACUUAUAACUUUAACAAGCUGAUUUUAAACCCUGAAACACUUUAUAAAGGUAGUCUUAUUUUACAGCGGUACCUUUUUUUCUUUUCCUGAAAACAUUUAUUUCUUAUAAAACUCAUUGUUAUUAUUA